This is a messenger RNA of Gavialis gangeticus (Gharial), 1256 nucleotides long. RefSeq names its product M-phase phosphoprotein 6 (gene MPHOSPH6). Gene Ontology annotation, biological process: maturation of 5.8S rRNA. The coding region runs from base 35 to 475 and encodes 146 amino acids. NCBI's taxonomy places the organism in Eukaryota, Metazoa, Chordata, Crocodylia, Gavialidae. The transcript has 4 exons. The record is from RefSeq and is a predicted model, not a curated record.
AAAGCUUUAGGUCCAUGUUUCUUUCUUUCAGUUCAUGCAAAGAGGGUUGGAUUCAGAAACUAAAAAGCAGCUUGAAGAGGAGGAGAAGAAGAUAAUUAGUGAGGAACACUGGUACCUGGAUCUACCCGAACUCAAGGAAAAGGAGAGUUUUAUAAUAGAAGAAAGAAGCUUUAUGCCAUGUGAAGACCUACUGUAUGGCAGAAUGUCCUUUAAAGGGUUCAAUCCAGAAAUUGAGAAGUUAAUGAUCCAAAUGAACUCUAGGUGCAAAAAAGAAGAAAUUGAAGCAGAUGAUAAAAUGGAGGCUGAUGUAUCAGAUGAAGAAAUGGCCAGAAGAUAUGAAUCUUUAGUAGGAACAAUAGGGAAGAAAUUCUUGAAGAAAAGAGACCGCCAUGAAUUACAGGACGAGGAUGAAGAUGAGAAUAGUAAUUUGAAACCUAGCAAUGUUAAGAAAAUGUUCUUAAAACCUCAGGAUUAAUGUGAAACUGUACUACUGGAGCUAAUAGAAAUGUUAUUUACCAAGUUCAGUAACAUGAACUGGGGUUGCUUGUUUUCUGUUAUAUAACAUAAAAUAAUAUAUAUUUGAAAUUUCUGCUGUCCACAUGACAUCUUUUCAAAGUGGAUGCAUACACAAUGGAUGUCGUACAUCCUUUCCUUUUUUGAGCAUAUUUUAUUGAGUACGGGGCUGUGAGCCUCACAGCUCUUUAAUGUUAUGCCUAAGUAUAGAAUGGCUGUCACAUGUAGUUAGGAGUAACAGCAUUUUGAUCAUAACUGAAAGCCAGUAUUUGAGCUGAAGAUGAGCUAUGGCCAAUUUUAUAAAGCAAUCUAGCUUUCAUUGCUUUUUUUAUUGUAUAAAAUGAAAUCCCUUUACACUUUUAAAAUUGAAAACAUAACAAACUUACAUUUCUUCAACAGUUCUAAAAAUGAAUAGUAGAAGGAGCACAGAUUAAAUCCAUUUAAUUGAAUUCUUUUAUAAAGUGUUUUAAAAAGUACUUUUUUGUAGCAGAAGCAUUUUUUCCCUAAAACAAGCUAGAUGUUUAUAUUGGGUGACAUUUUCAGUUUGACAAAAUUGGACAGAUCAUGAUUUUUAACCUCCUUCCUGCAAAAAGUUAGUCAAUCUUGUUUGUUUGCUUUUUUUCCUGUUCUGGAAAAAAAAAUGUGAUUUUUUUUUUUUUUGUAAACAUCUAAGGUCUGUGACCAUGGCAUAAUGACUGCUUCAGGAACCAUGUCUUAAAAUCAAAUAAAAAGUUCUGAUUUAA